AAGACAAUUGGAACGAAGAGAAUCGCGCAGAUUCGUAGCCAACAGACGUAGAGGGAUUGACCAACAUCAACAAGUACUUCGAGCAUUUACAUCACAUUCAUUUCUUCGACUAGCAUUUCAGUUCAGUAUGAGCCUGAUGUUGAAUAUUACGCUCAUUCCAAAGUGGUAAUUGGUACAUUGGACAAGGAAUGCCCGCACUAUCAAGCCCUUAAAUUUAAAAAUGAGCCAAUUGGGACGUGUUGCUCAUCAGGAAAAGUGAAACUUCCAGAAAUUGAAACACCGCCGGAACCAUUGCACGGCCUCCUUAUUGGUACUGAUCCAAAUUCUUCGCUGUUCUUGCGUUCAAUUCGGCAAUUCAAUUCAUGUUUUCAAAUGACAUCGUCCGGAGCAACGGAAAUAGUUAAAAAUACUGCUGCAAAUGGUCAACAAUUUAAUUCCACAUUCAAAAUCAAAGGCCAAAUUUACCACAAAGUCGGCUCAUUACUACCAAUGCCAAACGAACCUUAUAAAUUUUUACAAAUUUACUUUAUGGGUGGCGAGGACUCCGAACGGGCACUCGCCAAUCGCGUGAAUACACGUUGCAACUAUAAUCACCUCAAUUCACCAUUUGCAACGCGCAUUGUCAGCGAGCUGGACGCUCUGUUAAAUGAGCACAACGAAUUGUUGAAAUUAUUCAAAUCACAUAUGCAUAAGCUACGAAGUGACAAUCACGCUAUUUUCAUCAAUCCUGAUAGAACACCAGCUGGAGGGCAUAUACGUCGAUUCAACGCACCUGUUGUUGACGACGUGGCUGGAAUCAUGGUUGGCGACCAUACAGCUACGCGACAAAUCGUGAUUCGAAGAAGAAAUAAUUCUCUUCAGUCCAUUCCUGAUACCCAUCGUUUAUAUGAUGCUCUCCAAUAUCCACUCAUUUUUUGGAAGGGACAAGACGGAUGUUGCAUAAACCUUAAGCAACGAGAUCCGGUAACAGCAAUAAAAUUACCAACCGCAAUUUUAAUUUUUCAAAAGCGGGCACAGCGAAGCGUGGCAGGGCAUGUGAACAUGCGCGUUCAAACGCUUCAGGAUCCAUCCGCCGAAACUUUUUCGAAACAGCUAUUAGAUAUUGGCAAUGGGAAAGUUGCCGUACAUGAAAAUACUGGAUCAAUAAAAUUACCAACCGGUUUUUGCACAAUCGUCCACUCGCAAGAUGUUCUCAUAGACUGUAUAUUUCCCGAUGUACACACACAAUAUAUAAAUCUUGAGUGGCUGGCAGAAAGAGCCAUUUUAGCAGCAAAAAAUGUGGACGUUCAUGGAUUAAAUUUCAAGAUACAACAAUUGUUGCCAACAGACUCUGUGUCAUACAAAUCUGUUGAUACAGUUUGCAAUACUAUCGAAGCUGUAAAUUACCCAGUAGAAUUUUUGAAUUCCUUGGAUUUGCCAGGCAUGCCACCGCACCACUUACAAUUGAAAGUAGGAUCUCCGGUGAUUUUGCUCCGUAACUUGAACCCACCACGGCUGUGCAAUGGCACACGAUUGGUUAUUAAAAAAUUAAUGAAGAACGUGAUUGAGGCCACCAUUUUAAAUGGCAAGUUUCAAGCUAAAAGGUAA
This is a messenger RNA of Drosophila willistoni, 1587 nucleotides long. RefSeq lists its product as uncharacterized. The coding region runs from base 373 to 1587 and encodes 404 amino acids. The transcript is spliced from 2 exons. Lineage: Eukaryota; Metazoa; Arthropoda; Insecta; Diptera; Drosophilidae. The record is from RefSeq and is a predicted model, not a curated record.